Molecule: messenger RNA, 1039 nt
Organism: Sphaeramia orbicularis (orbiculate cardinalfish)
Lineage: Eukaryota; Metazoa; Chordata; Actinopteri; Kurtiformes; Apogonidae
Gene: ttc33
Product: tetratricopeptide repeat domain 33
Exons: 5
Coding region: 222-1022 (266 amino acids)
Molecular function (GO): protein binding
Source: RefSeq, a predicted model, not a curated record
ACAUGGCAUGUAGCUAAUACUUAGCUAGCUAACUUAGCUAGGUAGCUUUACUUCCAUUCAGUUCAUUGAGCGAGAUGUACGUUCUGCACUUAAAUAUAGUAUAUAAGUAGAUUCGUGUUAAAUUGACACUGGUUAAUUGAAAUAACACUGAUACUUGACGGUUCAUAUGACAGUCACUGGUCAGGUCGACAGCUAACGUCAGCUAGCUCGGUGGUGACAGAAUGGCCUCAUUUGGAUGGAAGAGGAAAGCUGGUGAAAAGGUGUCAAAGUCGGUGGUUCAGCAGUUUGAAGCCCAAGACGAUGCAGGAGGUCACAAUGAGGAUGUGAACUGGCUGCACGCCAUUAAAAGACGAAAGGAGGUCCUGCUGGAGGACUGUGCAGAGAAGAGCAAAAGGCUGAAAGAAGAGGGCUCACAGCUGGCAGAGCAAGGCAGGCACUGGGAGGCCAUUAAGAAGUGGGACGAGGCCAUUCAGCUGACUCCAGAGAACCCACUACUGUAUGAGAUGAAGUCACAGGUGCUGACCGUCCUGCAGGAAGUGUUUCCAGCUGUGCAGGCCGCAGAGAUGGCAGUGAAGCUCCGGCCUGUGUGGUGGGAGGGGUGGCAAACUCUAGGCCGGGCCCAGCUCAACCUGGGAGAGGUGGACCUGGCUCUGAGGUCCUUCCAGGUUGCGAUCCACCUGUGCCCCUCAGAGCGCACCCUGUGGCAGGAGGACUUGGAGUGGGCCCGGAGGCUACAGAAGCAGGAACUGGCAACAAAAGAAAAGACACGACAAGAGGAAGAGACAAAAAGUCAGAUUCUCAAGGCUCCCGAGCUGGAGCAGGACUAUGAUUUUGAGUCGGAUGAGGUGCUGGCGGCCUGCGUGGCUGUGGCCGAGCGACAGAACCGUUACGAGGAGCUGAAGCGGACCGCUGUGGUCAUGGACUCUGAGGGGAAUAUUAAAAAUAUAGUCACCGAGGACGGAGGGUCAGAGGACACGGCGGCCCCUUCGAAGGAACAGUUUGUAAAAGCACGAAGACUUUGAUUAGACUGUUCUGUUCA